Messenger RNA from Vigna unguiculata (cowpea), 971 nucleotides. RefSeq lists its product as uncharacterized. NCBI's taxonomy places the organism in Eukaryota, Viridiplantae, Streptophyta, Magnoliopsida, Fabales, Fabaceae. Gene Ontology annotation, molecular function: calcium ion binding. The record is from RefSeq and is a predicted model, not a curated record.
AAGAAAAGUGUAUCAAUGAAAGAAUAACCUAUGAUGGAGUACAUGGUCUCACUCUUGAACUCCUAACUUCCAAUUCUCCAUUGUUAAGAUAAAAGCUUGAAAGAGAGAGCAAGCUUGGUUGAGAUGUUUGGUAUUAGUGUUUUCCUGAAAACUAGAAUAACUUUUGUUGGAAGCUACCAAAACCAAGGUAGCACAUUCUGAGAAAACAAAGAAAUGUUUGGUAUCAUAUCACGGCUGGGACAAAUCUUCUUGAAGUUACUAGGCAAGGAGUGGAGGAAAAGGCAAAUUAGAAAGAUAACAGACCAAGUUUUUGACCAAAUACAGAAUGAAGUGCAACCUGAUAAUUUGAGUUUUGCAGAUCUCUACAUUGCUAUUUUACUUGUGUACAAUGGUAUCAACAAGUAUAUUCCUGGUUCCCAUUGUGAUCCUCCUUCAAAAGACAGAGUCAGACAAGCCAUUAAGAACUGUGAUGACAACAAGGAUGGGCAAAUUAAUCGUGAUGAGUUUUUCGGUUUCAUCCAGCAAAUGGCACCUGAAACAUUCAAUGUUGUUCGUAAAAAGCUUGUGGCCACAUUGGUUGUUGCACCAACAGUUGCAGCAACAACAAAAAAAGCUACUGAACAAGUACCAGGUUUUGGGAAACUGGUGCAGAGGUUGCCCAAAGUAGUUUAUGCUGCUCUUUUAACAAUUCUAACUGUGUGGUUCCAAGAGACCAAUCACAAUUCUGCACUCUAGUCAUUCAUUGCUAACAUCACAUGUGUGUUUCACAUGCAAUUCUCUUCAUUCUUCUACACAAAUGAUUCAGUGUUUAUGAAGUGGCACUUCAGAAGAAAAAAAACAAUGAUUCCUUUUGGCAUUUUGGACAAAAGUCCAAAUAUUGAUUUUUAUGUCAAAGGAUAUGUUAUACAUGUAAAUGAACUCUUUAAUGAGAUUCAAAACCAUUUUCUUUACUUUACUCAUAACUUCAUCUU